AUGUCGAGCAAUGACAAGGACGUAUAUAGCUUGCUUUUUUCAUAUCAAAAAAAUGUGAGAGCUGCUCAAGUUAAAGAAAAACGGCAAGUUCUAGAACGUGUGAUAGAAAUUGUUAAACUUAUUGGAAAGCGAGGACUUAGUUACAGAUCUAUCAAUGACGCAGCCUACUGUCUGGACAAUGUCAAUAUUGACCACGGGAACUUUUUAGAAAUUUUAAUCCUUCUGUCUAAAUUUGACCCGCUUAUGAAAAAUCAUCUUGACAUCGUGACGGAGAAAAGUAAGCAACGACAUGUCACGUGCGCAGCAUCAGGAACGAAGGGACGAGGAGGGUUAGUAACAUUUAUUUCAAGCACUACUGUCAAUUAUGUAAUUGAAUCUGUUCGCCGUAUGAUUAAGGCAUCGAUUGCAGAUGAGAUUCAAUCGGCAGGAAUGUUCUCCGUGCAACUGGACACAACGCAAGAUGUUAGCGUAAAGGAUCAAUGCUCGAUUGUAAUCCGAUAUGUUAAAGACCAUAUUUACGAGCGACUGGUAUCCGUCAGCAAUUGUACUAAUUCGACAGGCAAGGGUAUGUUCGAGCUGUUCCGGGAUGAAAUUGUCAAAAUGGGCAUAAACAUUGAAAACUGUGUGGGAAACUCUACAGACGGGGCGGCAAACAUGCAGGGCCAAUAUUCCGGUUUCACAAAAUGGCUCAGUGAGGCAUCCCCAAACCAAGUGCAUGUGUGGUGUUACGCUCAUGUAUUGAAACUUGUUCUUGUUGAUACCACACAAACCACCAAAGCUGCUAUCAGUAUAUUUCAGCUUAUAAACAAAUGUGCUGUUUUCUUGCGCGAAUCAUAUAUACGAAUGGACAUAUGGGCGUCAAAACAAUCAAACAAUAGAAGACUAAAUGUAAUUGGCGAGACACACUGGUGGGCAAAGGACCAUGCAUUAAAAAAAAUAUUUGGAAGCUUCAACAACCCAUCGACGUCCUUGUAUAUUGAGCUAAUUGAAACUUUACAAGAGUUAGCCUCCUCUGAAGACUUUAACCCAACUGUUCGCGACACCGCCCAAACCCUAUUAGAUAAGUGCAUCUCAUUUGAAACAAUUCUUACCGUUCAAGUUUUUUUGCGUAUAUUCCAACACACAGCAUCACUUUCCAAGUACCUGCAGACAAGUGGGAUGGACGUGCUCCAAGUCUACCGAAACGUUGACUGCACUAUCAAGGCACUGCGAGACGUGUCCAGACACUUUGAUGGCAUUAAUGCGAGCGCUAAAAAAUUUGUCGAGUGGGCCAACAACUCAUUGGAAGAUCUGAAAAUUGAUGUGACGGUUGAAGCUGCAUUGCCAGAGAAAAAAGCAAUGAGUGGUGAGCGACGCACUCACGAGGCUGUCGGAGAACGCGCAAUUGAUUGCUACAGGAUAACGGUACACAACUGCGUUAUGGACAAAGUAGUGAAAACUUUGGAAGAACGCUUUAAAGCUCAAGACACGUUGUUCGCUGACAUGACGUGCUUGAAUCCGGAAAAUUUCUACGAUAUCAAGAAAAACGGUAUCCAACCUACUGCCUUAGUACGUCUCAGCAGCAUUCUAACAAAAUUUAAUAAAGAUGCAACAGCUUCAAAUUUACAAUCCGAACUCAUCGACUUUUCGCUCAAGUGGAGCAAAUUUAAGAAGACCGUUCCUGAAGAGUAUUUGGGCAUGAACUUAGCGGAAAACCGAAACGACAACGAUGAAUUGAAGAACGACGAGGAAACUGCAGUUUCUUCUUCGUUCUCUGAAGACAAAGAAACUCAUGGUAAAUGCAAGAGUUCCAAAAAUUGCCCCGUCUGUUGCUUCACGGUUUUACACAAAUACAAUUUCUACAGCAAAGCCUACACCCAUUUGUACAAUGCUUAUAAGCUCUUGCUGACUUAA
This is a messenger RNA of Hydra vulgaris (swiftwater hydra), 1893 nucleotides long. RefSeq names its product zinc finger MYM-type protein 6-like. The record is from RefSeq and is a predicted model, not a curated record. Lineage: Eukaryota; Metazoa; Cnidaria; Hydrozoa; Anthoathecata; Hydridae.